Megalopta genalis is the source of this 3996-nucleotide messenger RNA. Its product is annotated as homeobox protein caupolican. Gene Ontology annotation, molecular function: RNA polymerase II cis-regulatory region sequence-specific DNA binding; DNA-binding transcription factor activity, RNA polymerase II-specific. Gene Ontology annotation, biological process: neuron differentiation; cell development; regulation of transcription by RNA polymerase II. Lineage: Eukaryota; Metazoa; Arthropoda; Insecta; Hymenoptera; Halictidae. Gene Ontology annotation, cellular component: nucleus. The record is from RefSeq and is a predicted model, not a curated record.
GGAGUGCCCUGUGAGAGCAGGGGACGGACCGAACGAACGAACGAACACUCUCUAUAACUAAUCGCUCGUGACGCUUCGUCGUCUGUCCGAAUGUCCGUCCCAAAAUCGGCCGACAAGCCGCACACACAGCGCUUCCGUUUUCCGUUCUCUUUUUCGCCUCGUGGUGGUGACGACGAAGACGCGAGCUGCUCCGACACGGCUGCGUCCUCCUGUGAACACGCGUUUCUACUUGCCCGGCAAGACAGAACCAUCCGCCGCGCCGCCGUCGAGUAACACAGUUUUCGCUCAGUGCCCGCUCGCAGUGCCCGCUCUCGGAUGAUCAUCGUUCCACGCCUCGCGUCGCCCGCUGGACCCGUCUGGACGCUAACGCCGGACAAUCGUACCCGCUGACCAGUGUCUCCUCGAGCGUGUGCCACGGGAAAGUCAUGUGGUCGCCGCUCGGAUCCCCUGGCCAGGACUCAAAGACACCCUGAUGGCAGUCACCGUUCCGGCGACAGACCGCGAUCGCUCGCCGCCACUAGACACCGCUCCGUUAUUCCCGUGCUUGGCGCCGCUUCGCCGUUGCCGGGAGUAGUACCAGGCUGACAUUUUUCAGUGAGAGAGUGCAGUGCGUGCAAGGUGCGCGGUUUUGGUGACACGAUUCUUCGUUGUUUCCGCCGCGAGACUGAACCGCUCCGAAAGGAUCCGCUGUUGCUGCUGACCGUCGACGACCGCGAGUCGAGCUGCUCCGAAAUGUCAGCGUACGCGCAGUUCGGGUACUCGUAUCCGUCGGCGUCCCAGCUGCUGGUGAGCGGUGGACAGCCGACGACGGCGACGUCGCCGGCGAUGUCGUCGGGGGGUGCGUUGAGCCCAGGUGCGUUGUCUCCGUCGUCGUCGACGACGACGGGAGCCGCGGCUGCAGCGGCCUCCGGAGGUGCGAGCACCCCUGUUGGUGGGACCACAGGUCCAGGUUGCUGCGAAAAUGGCAGGCCCAUGAUGACGGACCCGGUAACCGGGCAAACGGUUUGCAGUUGUCAGUAUGAUAGCGCGGCGAGGCUCGCGCUGGGCGCCUACCCUAGGCUAGCACCCACAGCGACCUCCUAUUCUUCGUACCCCACGCCCACGCCAUCCACCACUGAUCAAGGACCCUAUCCUAGCAUCAGCAUGGACAGCUCGGCGUUCUAUCCUCCUUUGGGAAAUCCGUACGGAUUGAAGGACACGACGGGGAUGGGCAUGACGGCGGAUAUGGGUGCUGCAUGGGGCACGGCCGCCCUUCAACCUGCUGCCACGGGUUACUACCCCUACGAUCCAACCCUGGCCGCCUACGGAUAUGGCGCCGGAUACGACUUGGCAGCGCGGCGGAAGAACGCGACGAGGGAGUCGACGGCGACCUUGAAGGCCUGGCUGAACGAGCACAAGAAGAACCCGUACCCGACGAAGGGCGAGAAAAUCAUGCUCGCGAUCAUCACGAAGAUGACGCUGACGCAGGUCUCGACUUGGUUCGCCAACGCGCGACGGCGCCUCAAGAAAGAGAACAAGAUGACAUGGGAGCCGAAGAACAAGACGGACGAUGACGACGACGCGGUUCUCACGGACUCGGAGGAUAACAAGGAGAAGGACGACCUAGCGGGGGACAAUCAGGGCGACAGGGUCGGCGAGGAGGCGAGGAGGGGCCUCGAAGAGAAUGAGCCGAUGAGGCACGUGAAGGCGGAGCACUUGCAGCACGAGAAGGACCUGGACGACGAGGACGACCUGGACCUGGAGGAGGACCCGCGGCGGAGCGAGCAUCCCUUUCAUCACGCGAUGCAGCACCACCACCACCAUCACCAAGGCUACGCCGGCGAGGACCACCUCAAGGACGAGGGCAUAAAGUCCGACUGCAGCGCGGCCGGGGUACCGAUCCCGGCCACCAAGCCGAAGAUCUGGUCCCUGGCGGACACGGCCGCCUGCAAAACGCCGCCGCCACCCUCCCACCCCCAUCAUCAACAGUACCACCACCUGCACCAUCAACAGCACUACGGCCAGCAGCAACAUCACCUGCCGAACCAAGGCCACCACCAUCAUUCCCAGCAACCUUGGCUCGGCUCCGCAGGCGGCGGCGGUAACACCGGCGCCGGGGGCGGCGGAGGGAACCUGAGCUCGUUCGCUUUACCAUCGUCCGCCUCCAUGAGCCCCUCGGCGGCGGCAACCGCCCCCUAUUCGAGCGCUGCAACGAGGUACGGCGGGUUCUUGUCGUCCUCGUCCGGCGGGCAGCUGCAUUACAACCCGAAUUCCUCGUCCGGAUCGAGCUCGAGCGCGUCCUCCUCGGCGGCGGCGGGGUUUCCCGAGGUUGGUACGGACACUCCACCCCAGACACCGCCCAACAUGAAGGUGGCUACACCGAAUGGAGUGAUCCAGGCGCCGCCGGCCGGAUACUGUACCACUGGCAACGGCAACACCACGACCAACGGUAAUCCCAACCCGUACGCGGCUAGCCACCCGGCCACCGGGUACCUGUCCACGAGCUCCGGCUCCGCAAGCAGCGCGUCCUCCUUCAGCUCCAGGCUGCAGGCCUCCCCGCACAAGGACUUCUCGUCCGCGGGACAGAACUCGAUCCUGCACCAGCACCAAACCACUGCCAGCCUGCCGCCCACGGAGGCCACCACUGCGUUCAAACCGUUCUACAAGGGAUCGCAGUCGAUGGGCAGUGGUUUCGUCUCGCCGGUGUAAGGCCUGCAGGAUCAACGUCGGAUCACCGUCGCGUCCCCCGAGGAUUAAGCCGUGGCGCGAACGACUGUCCCACGACCGGACUGUAAAUACUCGCUCCUGAGAGGUCCUGGGAUUUAUUAGCGUCGCCUCGGGAGGACCAGGGAGAGGGGCAGACGAGAGUGUGGCAAAGAGGGAGAGAGAUGCAGCUAGAUGAGGACGAGGGAGGGAGAGAGAGAGAGAGCCAGCUAGAUGGUAAAAAGAAAGAGAGGGGAAAAGUGAGAGGAGGAAUGGAAGUCGACUUGAGGAGUGCCGUGAAAAAGCCGAAUGGAGGACGAACGGGGAGGAGGGAGCAGAAUCAUCGGGGGUUCCACGGGAUACAUAAAUCGCGUCUGGCCGCAAGGUGCGACUGCGAGGGAGGAGCGCGGGGAGGCCGCGAGCGGCGGAGAGCUUAGAGGAGAUUUAGGAAUUAGGGGAAUUACGUCCGAGUGCCUGCUUACGCGCGAGUCGUAAGGCGAAGACUCUGGGAGAGGAAGCAGACGUGCACCGAAUCGCGUCUCAGACUCCGGGAUUCGAGAGUUUCCACCCCCGCUGGCUGGCUUCCCCGCCUCGCCCAUUCCCCUCGGACCCCUCGACCCGCGUCCCACAAGUUCGAGGAGCUUAUUAGUCAAUCGAGAUUCCGUCGACGACUGGUCUUCGGGCUGUACAUAGAGAGGUAGACUCGUAUACGAGGCCCAAGGAUCGUUCGAGCUCCGAUCGAUCCUUGUUUUGUACAUACCUUCGAGGGGUUGGAUCCCGAGGUUCCAACCCGAAUGGCUGUCCCCGGACAGGUGCGAGCCCCUCGCGACUUCCGGGGCGCCGGAAACCAUGGGCAACGUGCAAACUGGUAGCUAUCGCAGGAUCCUGUUCCUUUGAUCCUCGAGGUCGAGAGUGCGACUCGGAUUGGGGACGACGAAAAGACACUCUACCCUAGCACUGAUCGUACCGAUGGACAGGCCCCCCGAUCCUGGGGGUUUUCAUCGUUCGCCGAGCUAUUAUAUCGUCUGCUUCUCGAAAGGAGAGACCAGAGAUUCGCUGACGAUACGUGUCUCUGCUGCUGCUGUUUGUGGUUCGUCGGAUCAGACGAGUCAGUAAGUACAACCAUUCGACAGGGAAUAAUUACACGAUAGUACACCGUAAACAAAUUUCGAUCGGUUAACUCUUUCAUCGAACUGAAAUAAGUCGAACACAUUCGCUGUGAAAUGCAACGAAAAACGUGUUACAAAUUAUAAAAUAAUUGCGAUCUCCGCUAAAUCGAAAGUAAUAAACAUUGAAGAAGUACAUCUGUUUUAA